Messenger RNA from Parnassius mnemosyne (clouded apollo), 891 nucleotides. The record is from the annotation of a GenBank genome assembly. Lineage: Eukaryota; Metazoa; Arthropoda; Insecta; Lepidoptera; Papilionidae.
AUGAAACAACCUGAGGAACCAAAUAAAGAAGAUUGUUGUAAUAGUGGUUGCAGCCCUUGUAUUUUUGAAGUUUAUGAAAAACAAUUACGAUUAUAUAAAAAUUUUCAGGAAUGUGGUGAAAUAUUAGACCAAAAGGAAAAUGGAAUAUCACAACUAGAAUACACUACAUUCACAGUGAUCAAUGUUAAUUCUCUAUGCGAUUUUCAUAAAAUAAUAACUUUUAAAAAAUUGAAUAAGGAAAAAAAUGAAAUACAAAAAAUAUGGUGGAACCCUGGAGACCAUUUUCUUCUCAAAUAUUGCUUUGAUACAGGAUCAUGUACUAGAGCUUAUACACCUAUAAAAAUGACUCCUCAUUCUCAGGAAUUUGAUUUUUCCAUAAUUGUGAAGCAAUAUCAUACAGGUCUAGUUUCUAAAUAUUUACAUAGUUUAAAAGAAGGAGAUCAAACAUUAUGGCGAGGUCCAUUUGGGUCUUAUGAAAUAAUACCCAAUAAAUAUACCAGGCUUAUCAUGCUUGCUCAAGGAACAGGUAUUACACCAUUUAUAUCUAUUAUAGAUAAAAUAUUAAAUAAUGAAGAUGAUUUUACAAAAAUUGUACUUUUUUAUUGUUGUUCUUCUGAAGACAAAAUAUUGUUAAGAAAUGAGUUGUAUACAUAUAAAUCUUUCUGGAACUUUACAUAUAAAAUAUUUUUAAAUUCAUUAUCGAAAAAUGGGGCACAUAAAUAUCAUGAGCCUGUCCAUAAUCAGAAACUCAAAUAUGAUGAUUUACUGGUAUUGAAACCAUUUACAAUUAAUGAUCAGUUUUUAUUGUGUGGUUCAAAACUUUUUAUAAAUGAAUACAAAUGUUUUUUACAAAAUGAAAAUGUACUGCAUGAAAACAUAGUAUCAUUUUAA